This is a messenger RNA of Anolis carolinensis (green anole), 7195 nucleotides long. Its product is annotated as protein mono-ADP-ribosyltransferase PARP14. Gene Ontology annotation, molecular function: nucleic acid binding; transcription corepressor activity; NAD+-protein mono-ADP-ribosyltransferase activity. The transcript is spliced from 19 exons. Lineage: Eukaryota; Metazoa; Chordata; Lepidosauria; Squamata; Anolidae. Gene Ontology annotation, biological process: negative regulation of gene expression; protein poly-ADP-ribosylation. Gene Ontology annotation, cellular component: nucleus; cytoplasm. Bases 136 to 5958 code for a protein of 1940 amino acids. The record is from RefSeq and is a predicted model, not a curated record.
GACAGAGAAGCCGGAGGGAGGCGGAGGAAGAGGAGGAGAGACUGAAGCGGAAUCGAAAGCGAAAGGGGAAAAGAAAGCACCCCUUGGCUUUCGGUUUCCAGAGCCGCGCGUCUCGUUCCUGCUCUGUGGGGCAACAUGGCCGGGGAGGUGGUGUUCGCCUUCCCUGUCGUGGUCGAGGGGGACUGGGGCGCCCACUUCUCCCGGGCCUUGAAAUACAAGCUCACCGUUUACUUCCAGAGCCGCAACAAGUCCGGAGGCGGGGAGUGCCAGGUCCUCAUGGACGCCGCAGGCGCCGGGCGAGUCACGGUGCAGUUUGUCCAGGAGGAAGUCAGACAGCGUGUUCUCAGCAAGAAACCCCAUGAAAUUGAUAUGCCAGAAAGGAAGAAACUAAAGCUUACAGUCUCCCUGCCAGCAGAGGAAGCAGCUCCUGUUGAGACUCAGACCCCAAAAGUACCUGAUCGAAGACAAGACUAUGCUGGAGCUAAAGAACUCAACCGACCUGCACAACACCAGCACUUGCACCCGAAACAGGAGGCAUCAGCUGUGCAGAAGACAGAGAAGGAGCCGAAAGUUGGAGGAGUAGAUUCCAUAAUAACAGAAUCCAGCCAUAUUGGCAUUCCAGACAAACCAGAAAAUAUGACAGAGGAUCCGAUGACUCAGGAGGACUUCAGCUUGUUGGUAGUGCCGGCUUCAGAAGAGGACAUUGAGACAGACAUUAUGGAGAUGUAUUUUGAAAAUAAGAAGCGCUCCGGUGGUGGUCCCAUUAAGUGUUGCGUUAAAGAUUGCCAACAGUUUAUUGUUACCUUUGAAAACAAAGCAGAUGCUCAAGAGGUUUUGCAAAGAAACCAUAUCCUGAAGAAUAGUGUCCUUCAUGUCAGCAGGCACCAGCCAAAAAUGGUUAGCACAUACCAACCACAAAUGUCUUCAUCAUUAGUUGUGGUUGAGAAUUUGCAAGGAACUACAAUGCAAGAUACCCUAAUUCUGUUGGUAGAGAAUGUCAGUGAAUUAUCAGAAGAGGACAACGAUUUCAGUGUGGAAAUGGUACCUGAGAGGAAUGUUGCUGUAAUCUCUUUCGCCAAGCCUGUUGAAACAGACCAGUUUACUCAAGCAUUCAAUAUGAAUCAUCGUGCUAAGAGUCUAAAGGUUUCUGCACGUACUCUGGAGGUGACUAAAACUAUUUUAGUAGAAAACAUUCCCUCGGGCACCUCUAGAGACUUCAUUGUUGUCUACUUUGAAAGCAAGAAGUAUGGAGGGGGCCCAGUAUCAAUAGCCAACUACUCUCCUGAAGAGAAUUCUGCUCUGGUUACAUUUCAGGAUGCCAAAGAUGUAACUACCGUCCUGAAAAAGAAACAUUAUUUCAGCAGUGUGCCAGUUCAAGUCCAUCCAUUCUAUGAAUCUUUGGCCACAGCUUUAUAUGGGAAGGAGAGACCGCCGAUUAAGAUGCCAGACUUGAUCAAAGUAUCUCUGGAUUGCUAUCACUGGUGCUUUUUACAGCAGAAUCCAGAGUUGCUUCAGGAAAUAGCUUGUGAGAUGGCAGGCUACCAUUGUGAGAUAGAGUGGCCAGCUAAAGACUGCACCUCUCCAGAAAUAAUAGCGCAUCCUUCAUCUGCUUUGCUGAAGCAAAAACUAUCCUUGAUCAAGACCUGGAAUGAAGAUGUUUCUACACAGCUCACACAGAUCCUAUCAAAGCAGAAGGUUGUCAAGUGUGAAAUUGAUGCUCUGGUGUGGGAAGCCAUAAGGAACAGUAUAAUAACAAAAGAUGGCAUUCUGAUUUUUCCAGAUAUUACAAAUAAAAUAAUUGCUCUUGUGGGAACAGUGGAAGCUGUAGAUAUUGCAGAGAAAGACCUAAUAUCCCUCAUUGAAAGUGCUAAAAGAAAGAUGGAAAGAGAGCAGCUAACAAUAGAACAAGAGGUGUCAGUAAUUUCUGGAAAGUACAUCAUUUUAAGCAAGGCUGGACUGCAGGAGAGAAUCCAUUUGAAGUAUCCAGACCUAAAGAUUGCUUAUGAUGGUUCAAAAGAAUGUGUAAUUCUGCGUGGUGUAGCUGCAGAAGUCUUCGAAAUAAAAAGCAUUAUCUUUGAAAGUGUAGACAAAAUGCAGCGGAAGUCUGUUGAUGUUCACGCUUACGUUCUUCUUUUCUUGCAACAUGUGAGUUAUGAAGAUCUGUCCCAACUCUUAUUCUGGAAGAAGAAUAUUAAUGCCUUCUAUGAACUCAAGGGUGAGAAAGUUACACUGGUGGGAGGAACUUCCCAGGAUGUUCAACAAGCUGAGAGAGAAAUUCAGAAGGAUCUCACUUUCAAAUGUAUUGCACUUGAGGACAAAGAAGUCAUCAAAAUGAAGGAGUGGAAGGAACUGACCCAUAAUCUGUACAAGGCUUAUAAUUGUUCAGAUGAACCCAUAAUAAUUAAUGAGUUGGAGGAUCAGGUAGUCAUUGCAGGUUAUUUCAAAGCAGUGAAUGAUGCCAAUCAGAAGCUGUCUGCUUUUGUUGAUACCAACACAUACAUACAACAAACCAUCAAGACUAAGUUUGCUGUAAUCCCAAUGUAUAUAGAGCAGGAGAAGCAAAAUCAUUGGCUUAAUGUGACAAAACGAGGUGUUAAGAUCCAUUUUGGCCUACAGAAAAAUCGCAGCCUAAUUUCUCUUGAAGGACCCAGAGUAGAAGUGUUGAAGGGGCUUGAGAUCUUGAACAAACUCUUGUUGUCUCUGCAUUCUACGUAUGUAGUAAUUGAUCGGCCAGGAGCCAAAGCUUUCUUUAAGGAACAAGCGCACAUGUAUGUUACUAAUGCAAAGCAGCAUUUUAACUGUUUGAUAAGGAUUCAAGAAGGCAAAGAGUAUGAUGGAGAGGAAGGCGAGGAUGAAAAAAUCAAUAAAGAAAAGGAGCAGCAGUGUGGUGAAGUUAAACUAAGAAACGGUGUUAUAGUGACUGUUUAUAGGGGAGACCUGACACGUUUUCCAGCUGAUGUUGUGGUCAACGCUUCAAAUGAGGAGUUGAAGCACAUUGGUGGCCUUGCGGAUGCUCUCCUGAAAGCAGCUGGCAGGGAGUUACAAACUGAGUGCAAUGACUUGGUGAUGAAGCACGGAAAUGUGAAGCCUGGCCAUGCAGUGGUCACAAGUGCUUGGAACCUACCAUGUAAGCAGGUGAUUCAUGCCGUUGGGCCAAGGUGGAGCAGUUAUGAAAAAGAAAAAUGUGUCAAACUGUUGAAGAAAGCAGUGAGGGAAAGUUUACGGUUGGCUGAAGCAUAUAACCACCGCUCUAUAGCCAUCCCUGCCAUCAGUUCAGGAAUUUUUGGAUUCCCACUCAAAGAGUGUGCCCAAUCUAUUGUGACAGCAAUCAAGGAAACCAUUGAAGAGUCUACUGAAUAUGAGUCCUUGAAGAAGAUAUGCCUAGUGGAUUUUAAAGAAGAUACUGUCCAGGCAUUCUCUGAAGCCUUGAAUGAAGUGUUUGUAGAUAGAACAUCACUGUCUAAAGUAGACUCUAGACUGUCUCCUGCCUCCAGAACAAAGCCACCUCAUGCUGAGAGUAGACCAGGAUAUCAAGGGGCCAUUACUGCUGAAGGUUUGAAAAUUUUUAUACAGAAAAAGGGAAUUGAAGAGGCAACAACUGAGGUUAUUGUUAACAGUAUUUCCAGAGAUCUGCAACUUGACCAGAACCCUCUUGCCAAGGCUCUGCUGGGCAGAGCAGGAGGGGGGCUUCAGGUGGAAUUAACCCAAAAAGGCCAAGGACAAAACCUGACAGAUGGCUGUGUGCUGCAGACUGGAGGGUAUGGACUGGGAUGCUCUGUGGUGCUGCAUGCCAUUUUGCCUUACUGGAAUUCGAAGUCUGAAGAGCAGAUCUUACGAAAUAUUGUUGCAGAAUGUCUGAAAACUACCGAAAAACAGUCUCUGGGCUCUAUCGCAAUCCCAGCAAUUGGAACUGGUAAUUUAGGAUAUCCCAAGAAACUUGUUGCUAAACUGAUGUUUGAUGAAGUGUCCAAAUUCAGUCAGAAAGGAAAUCCAAAGUGGCUUCAAGAAGUUCACUUUGUGUUGCAUCCAUCUGACACUGGUACUAUCAAGGCAUUUACAGACGAAAUUACCCAAAGCAGUUUGCCAAGCUCCAAGGCACACCCAGAGAGUUCCCAGAUGCAAGGUGAAGCUUUUGUUGGGAAGGUUUCAUCAGAAUCAGGAGUUCAUACAUUGCAAAUUGGAUCAGUUACUCUGCAAGUAGAAUGUGGAGAUAUCACCCAAGAAACCACAGAUGCGAUAGUGAAUAUAACCAAUGAAUCAUUUAACCUUAAUACUGGUGUUUCCAAAGCAAUUCUGGAAGGAGGCGGACCAGCAAUGGCAGCAGAAUGUGCUCAGCUAGCUUCCCAGCCUCACAACAACCUCCUUUGCACAACAGCUGGACAGUUGAAAUGUAGAAAUGUCCUCCAUCUUGUAGCCAUGGCUGAUAUUAAAGCACAAAUCUCCAAAUCUCUCAAGGAGUGUGAACAAAGACAAUUCACCUCUGUGGCCUUCCCUGCAAUUGGAACAGGUAAAGCAGGACGGGAUCCUAAAAUGGUGGCCAAUGACAUGAUUGAUGCCAUCAUAGAUUAUGCGAGAAAUACAUCUGCCCCAGUGGUGAAAAAUAUCAAGAUAAUUAUUUUCCAGGCACAUUUACUAAAGGUGUUUCAUGAAAGCAUGAAAAGAAAUGAAGCUGAAGAUUCCAAACCUGAAGAAAAGCCUCCAGAGUCAUUUUUUAGGAAAAUAACAGGUACUGUUGCAAGUUGGUUUAGUAGUGGAAAAUCUGCUGAAGAAGUAACUCCUAAACGAACCUUGCUUCUGGAGAAAACCAUAGAGCCUGCCACUUUUCAGAUUUGUGGUGAUAGCCAGGAAAAGGUAGAAGUUGCAGCAUCUUGGCUGAAAGAUCUGAUUUUAAAGGACCAGAAUGAAAUGAAUUUUUCAGAUAGCUGUAUCAUAAACUUUGAAGAAAGCGAAUAUGAGAAACUUGGAGACCUCCAGAGGAGGCUGCAAAUUAUGAUUAAGCUAGAAUUAGGAAGCUUUCCUCCUUCCUUACGUGUUUGUGGCACAACCAGAGAUGUUUUGGCUGCUAGCACUGAAAUCCAGACAUUAAUUAGAAAUAUCAGAGAUCGCAGAGAAGAGCAGGCCAAGGCAGAUCUUUUUAUCAACUUAGUAGAAUGGCAGUAUGACGACAACGGGCAAUACAAGGCCUUUGAUUCGAUGACCAACAUGAAGAUAGAAGCUGCGGCACAGCAUCAGAAUCUGAUUAAAAUAACCAUACAGAAUAAACAUUACACAGUGGAUCCAAGUCAGCAGUGUGCAAUGGAUGCCCAAGGUGCAAUUAUUAAUCUUCGACGUGUUACAAAAGCAGAAGAAAAUCUGGCAAUGGCUCUUCCUGAAGAGUGGGAAGACAUGGGGCAAAUGCGUGUCAAAGUGGUGAACCUAAAUCCAGAAGUGAAGGAAUACGUCACGGUGAAGCAGAUAUUUUGUCAGACGUGUAAUUCAUGGACUAUCGAAAAGAUUGAAAGGAUCCAAAAUCCUUUCUACUGGCAGGCAUACCAAAUCAAAAAGCAGGAAAUGGAUGCCAAAAAUGGCCAUGCAAAUAACGAACGGAACCUUUUUCAUGGAACAGCUAGUACAUCAUUAACCCUCAUAAAUAACUCAGGAUUUAAUCGAAGUUAUGCUGGAAUGCAUGCUGCAGUGUAUGGAAAUGGAACCUAUUUCGCUGUUGAUGCCAGCUAUUCUGCCCACGAUACCUAUUCAAAACCUGAUGCAAAUGGGAGAAAAUACAUGUACUUUGCUAGAGUACUUGUUGGAGACUAUUGUGUUGGAGCUCAAGGAUUAAUUGUUCCACAGCCAAAGAACACAACAGAUCCCACAAAUCUCUAUGAUAGUAUGACUGAUAAUAUACAGAAACCAACCUUGUUUGUCACUUUCAAUGAUAUCCAAGCUUAUCCAGAGUAUCUCAUUACUUUUAAAAAAUAAACAUGUAUUUCUCCUCAAUAAUCUUUCACUAUUUUACAGAGAUAGCCAGGAAUUAUAUCAGGCACCUAUAUAUUGCUAAAUUAAUCAAAUUCCAUGUGGACCUUUCUCCUUUUACUGAAAUUCCCUUCAUUUAUCAGAAAGGAGAUCAUUGUAAUGGGAGAUUUGAUGAAAAUGAGUCCAGUAGAUAUUAGUAUGCUUUAUGAGCAAAGUUGGAGUAGAGGUAGAAGUCAUAGAUCUUCCUUAAAUAGGAACUAUAACAACAAUAAAGGGGAAGUAUAUAUGAAGGAAACAAGUAUGAGAAGAUAGUGAGGGGAAGAGCCAGUGUUGUAUAAUGAUUUGCAGCAUCGGACUGAGAUUUGGGUGAUUUAAGUCCCUGCUCUCCAUGAAACUGGAUAAAGAUGGGAUAGUAAUACAUUCUCACUUAUGUUUCUCACACAGAUUUGUUGUAGAGGUAAAGCAGAGCAUAGAAAAGCCGUGUGUGUGUGUGUGUGUGUGCGCGCUGCUUUGAAUUCUUUGGAAGAAAUAUGAAACAUAAGUAUUAAAACAGCUAUAUGUUGACCAUAAGCCAAGCUGGAAAGAAAAACUAUUAAUCAUUUUAAAAACAUCUCAGCCCAACAUGCAGUAGAAAUGUAAGCUGAAUUUGUUAGGCCUAUCCCAAGUCCCCUCUGUGCCUGUGUCCAAUUUCGUUGAUGGGGAUUUCGUAGCAAACUGCUUAGGUAACUCUGCCAUCCACAAAUCCCAGUUAGUUGCCUCUACUGAGAGGAUGCUGCUGGCAUGCUCUUGCUUUAUCUCCCCUUUCCCAUCUUGGUUGAAGCUGCCUAAUUGAUAAUCCACAGCAAGGAUGCUCUGCUAUAAGAAUCCGCAUGUCCUUACAGUCCAUUGAACCUACACCAGUGCCAUGCUUUAUUUCUUGAAUGCUUUGUACUGUAUUGUUCCUGGAAAUCUUGCCACAGUUCCCUGGAGUAGACUUAAUACUGAUAAGAGUAGUUAUGUGCUUAAUACACUGAGAAAUUAAUUCCUUUUAAUUUUUUCAGAAUAUUAACAAAGAGGAGAGAAAUGAGACAGAUGCCUUCUCUUCCUGCCUGUACAACUUUAUUAAGCUAACCAAUUGUAGAGAAUACAAGAUUCCUAAAAGUACAAAAGCUUUGUUUGUUUUGUUACUCAGAAUUUUCCAUUAUUUUGUUUUUCAAAGCACCCAACAACUAUUGUGCCUAAAAUAAAAUUAUCUUGUUCUUCA